AUGGGCAAUGAAAUCUUUACCUCCUGCAAGCCACGAGGUUUAAAAGGAUGUAAUCAAGGAUUCCAGGCCCCCAUCCAUCCCACCCUUCCCCCGAUCCAGCAGGUGGCGCUGGCCGCUCACGUGGGUGCGGGAGCACAUGACUCAUACCUGCUAGUCUCCGCUCACCGCGCGUGUUUUGUGAUAGAGGUGCUGGCCAUUCAGAUCCUCCACUGUAAGGAGCCAGGACUACUAACACCUCUACCCUGCUCGGUUUCCAGCGGCCGGCGCCUUCCGGCGUGGAGUGAGUAGCCUCUACACCAUAUACUCGACUGCUGCCGGGUGUCAGGUGUGCUGGACAUGCUGCUACUACGGCCGGCAUGUCCCGGAGUUUCUGCCCGGCGCGCUCUGGCCUUCCACCCGACGCGGCUCCUCUCUUGGGACAGCUCGACCCGGAGGAGACCCCCCUGGAAAUCGGGGGCCCGGCCUGAGGCCCGGCCGGGGGGAGCAGAGCUGCUCCGCCUCCGGGAGGAUGACUUGCCCUCGGCCCCGCGGUUGGAAAUCCUUUUUGGGCUAGCGCCCUGUACCCUAGCUCUGCGUGCCGCCCGUCGGGGUGUGACCCGGCUCCUCCUCCAAAGGGGAGUCUCGGGUUCUGGGCCGCGGGCCGAGGUGGCCCGAGACGCCAAGGCUCUGGGUGUCCCUGUGCAGCUGAUGCGGCGGCGAGAGCUGGAUGCCCUAUGCCGGGGCCAAGUUCAUCAGGGUAUAUGCAUGGAGGUAGCCCCGCUGCUCCCCAAAGCCUGGCCAGAGGGCAAAGAGGAUGGGCCAGGGGAGGAUCCAGCCUCUCAACGCCUGUGGUUAAUACUGGAAGAGAUUCAAGAUCCUCGAAACCUAGGUGCUGUGCUGCGCUCUGCACACUUCCUGGGCGUUGACAAGGUUAUUACCAGCCAGAGAAACAGUUGUCCUCUGACUCCAGUGGUUAGCAAGGCCAGUGCAGGAGCCAUGGAGGUAAUGGAUGUCUUUGCAACUGAUGAUCUUCCAGGCUUGCUGAAGGCUAAGGUUCAGCAAGGAUGGCUUGUGGCUGGCACUGUGGGCUGCCCAGGGUCUGGAGUUCCUCAGUGCUCUGACAUCCCCAUCACCAGUUGUCUAGAGUUCCUUUGGGACCGAUCUACUCUCCUGGUGUUAGGGAAUGAAGGUUCUGGUCUGUCCCAUGAGGUCAGAAGCUUGUGCCAUAUUUUGCUAACCAUCCUUCCUGGGCGAGAGCUCCCCCCAGAAGUGGAGUCCUUGAAUGUCUCAGUGGCUGCAGGAAUCCUUCUCCAUUCCAUCAUCAGCCAGAGGAAGGCACAGGAUUUGCUUAAGAAGGAGACAAGAGCUGUUCCCUGUGACUCCCUAGAACCCUCAGCUGCUUCUGAAGAACCUGAACCUAGAGCCUGCCAUGGCCUAAGGGUGUGGACACCAGCUACAGCUGCAGAGCCUUGA
Gracilinanus agilis (Agile Gracile Mouse Opossum) is the source of this 1452-nucleotide messenger RNA. RefSeq names its product mitochondrial rRNA methyltransferase 1 (gene MRM1). The record is from RefSeq and is a predicted model, not a curated record. Gene Ontology annotation, molecular function: RNA binding; RNA methyltransferase activity. NCBI's taxonomy places the organism in Eukaryota, Metazoa, Chordata, Mammalia, Didelphimorphia, Didelphidae. Gene Ontology annotation, biological process: rRNA methylation. Gene Ontology annotation, cellular component: mitochondrion.